AUGCAGCUGGGACUUAACCCUGUCCACAAACACCACAAGAGCAACGACAUGGUGAAAGGCACAAUCCUGGCUGCAGCCAUUGGCCAGGAGCCUGACCACAGCCACGGCUGUGCCCAUGGCAGCUGUUACCCAGCAACGGGGAACUUGCUGGUUGGACGAGAGAAGAACCUCAAGGCCUCGUCCACAUGCGGGAUGAGGAGAAAAGAGCCCUACUGCAUUGUCAGUCAUCUGCAGGAUGAGAAAAAGUGUUUUGACUGUGACUCCAGGCGGCCAUAUGACCCGGUGUACAACACCAUCAAUCACCGGAUAGAGAACGUAAUCACCACCUUCAAACCUCACCGCAAGAAGUCGUGGUGGCAGUCUGAGAAUGGAAAGUCAGAUGUCUUUGUUCAGCUGGAUCUGGAGGCAGAGUUUCAUUUCACUCACCUGGUUAUGACAUUUAAGACCUUCCGUCCGGCAGCCAUGCUGAUUGAACGAUCUGCAGAUUUUGGUCGUACGUGGCAGAUUUACCGCUACUUUUCCCAUGACUGCGCUUCCACCUUUCCCGGAGUCUCCCAGGGUCCUUUGCGUAACAUUAAUGAUGUCAUCUGUGAGUCACGCUACUCUGACAUUGAGCCCUCAACGGAGGGAGAGGUCAUCUACAGAGUGUUGGAUCCAGCCAUCAAGAUUGAGGAUCCAUACAGCCCCAGCAUCCAGAACCAGCUAAAGAUCACUAACUUGAGAGUAAACUUCACCAAACUUCACACACUGGGAGACAACUUGCUGGACCCCAGAGCUGAAAUCAAAGAAAAGUAUUACUACGCCAUAUAUGAGCUUGUUGUACGUGGAAACUGCUUUUGCUAUGGCCACGCCUCGGAGUGUGCCCCCAUCGCUGGCAUCAGGGAUGAUAUAGAAGGAAUGGUUCAUGGCAGGUGUGUGUGUAACCACAAUACCAAGGGUUUGAACUGUGAGCAGUGUGAUGACUUCCACAAUGACCUGCCCUGGAGACCAGCUGAAGGACGCAACACCAACGCCUGCAAGAAGUGUAACUGUAACAGCCACUCGAACAUGUGCCACUUUGACAUGGCGGUGUAUUUGGCAAUGGGAAAUGUCAGCGGAGGAGUGUGUGAUGACUGUCAGCACAACACCAUGGGACGCAACUGUGAGAUGUGCAAACCUUUCUACUACAAAGACCCUUUUAAAGAUAUCAGGGACCCACGAGUCUGCAUUGCUUGUGACUGCGACCCAGAUGGCUCUCAGAACGGAGGGAUGUGCGACAGUCACACCGACCCCUCCCUUGGCAUGGUGGGAGGUCAGUGCCGUUGCAAGGCCAAUGUCGAGGGGCCGCGCUGCGACAAGUGUAAGACUGGCUUCUUUGGCCUGAGUGCUGAAAACCCUCAGGGUUGCCAACCUUGCCGAUGUGACCACAGGGGAACAGUGUCAGGUAGCUCCCAGUGUGACCCAGUCAGUGGAGACUGCUUCUGCAAGCGUCUUGUCACUGGACGCAGCUGUGACCAGUGUUUGCCAGAACACUGGGCUCUGAGCCACGACCUGAACGGCUGCCGAGGCUGCGAGUGUGAUAUAGGAGGAGCCCUCAACAACCACUGCUCCAUGGAGAGUGGCCAGUGUCGCUGUCGCAGUCACAUGACAGGACGGCAGUGUUCACAGGUGGAGUCUCGAUAUUUCUUCAUGGCUCUGGAUCACUUCCUGUAUGAGGCUGAGUUGGCCAAAAUGGGGCAGGGCUGUACAGUGGAGAUCAGGGAGCACCAGCUGGGUCGCCCUGCAACGUGGACGGGCACUGGGUUCGCUCGGGUACCUGAGGGUGGCACCCUGGAGUUCCUCAUCAGUAACAUCCCCUACUCCAUGGAAUAUGACCUGCUUAUCCGCUACGAGUCACAGAUGCCCAGAGACUGGGAGGAAGUGCGAAUAACAGUGAUCCGACCAGGGCCAAUUCCUACCAGCAGCCCCUGUGGAAACACCAUCCCAGAUGAUGACAGACUCACGGUUUCCCUGCCUGCGGGAGCCAGGUUCAUGGUCCCUCAUCAGGCUGUGUGUCUGGAGAGAGAUGUGACAUACACUCUCCGCUUUGAGUUCAGACGCUAUCAGGAUGCCAACAGUAUCCUCAACGGCGCCAACGCUAUUCUUCUUGUGGACUCUAUUGCCUUGAUGCCACGCCACUCCUCCAUGGAGAUGUUCAACGCAGGCGAUCCAGCUUCUAACAACAGGAAGCAGACCUAUGAGCGGUACCGCUGCCACGAGGGGGCAAAGAGUGUAACCCGCCCACUGAUGAGUGACACCUGUGCCAAGCUAAUCACCAGCAUGUCGGCCAUCAUAAAUGACGGGGCUCUGCCUUGUAAUUGCGAUCCCCAGGGGUCCAUCAGCUCCAUGUGUGAUGUCCGCGGGGGCCAAUGUCACUGCAAGCCCAAUGUGAUUGGCCGACGCUGUGACCAGUGUGCUCCAGGAAUGUACGGCUUUGGACCCUCAGGCUGCAUAGCCUGUGGUUGCAGCUUGGAAGGCUCUGUGACUCGACUUUGUGACAAGUUCACUGGUCAGUGCCAGUGCCGUCCCGGAGCCUUCGGUCAGCGUUGUGACGGAUGCCAGACGGGUCACUGGGGAUUCCCCAGCUGCCGACCCUGCCAAUGUAACGGACACGCCGACAUGUGUGAUCAGAGGACUGGAGCCUGCAUCAGCUGCAGGGACAACACAGGAGGAGACAAGUGUGACAGGUGUGCCAAUGGUUACUAUGGUAAUCCAGUUUUGGGCAAAGCAUCCAGUGGUCAGUGUCGUCCGUGCCCCUGUCCAGACGGCCCCAACAGCGGACGCCACUUUGCUGCAUCUUGUUACCAGGACAACCGCAAUAGACAAAUCAUCUGCAACUGUAACCAGGGUUACACAGGGAUUGUUAAACGCUCCGGGGCGACCAUCUUUAAGCGAGCCCGAUGUGAGGAAUGUGCUCCGGGUUAUUAUGGCAACCCCUCUCAGCCCGGAGGGCGCUGCCAGCCAUGCCAGUGUAACAACAACAUAGACAUGUCAGACAUGGAUGCCUGCGACAGGCAGACCGGAGAGUGCCGGAAAUGCCUUUACAACACAGAGGGCCCCAACUGUGGCAUCUGCAGGAGCGGCUAUUUCGGAGACGCUUCCCGACGCAACUGCAGAAAGUGCACAUGUAACUUCCUGGGUACUGACCGGAGCCAGUGUAUGGAACGUGAGGACUGUGUGUGCCAGCGUAACACAGGGCAGUGCCAGUGUCUUCCUAACGUCAUAGGUCUGACAUGUGACCACUGUGCCCCAAACCACUGGAACUUGGCCAGCGGGGGUGGCUGUGAACCCUGCGGCUGUGACCCCAACAACUCAGUCACCUCUUCGUGUAAUGAGUUCACUGGGCAGUGUCAGUGUCGCGAUGGCUUUGGUGGGAAGACCUGCACAGACUGUCAGGAGAACUACUGGGGAGACCCCAGGACACAGUGCAGAGCUUGUGACUGUGACUGGCGUGGCAUUGAGACCUCUCAGUGCAACAGGGUGACCGGCCACUGUGUAUGCCAGCAGGGGGUGUCAGGUGUCCGCUGUGACCAGUGUGCCAGAGGCUUCUCUGGCCAGUUCCCCAACUGUCAGCCCUGUCACCAGUGCUUCGGGGACUGGGAUCGUAUUGUGCAGGACCUGGCAGUGCGCACCAGGGCUCUGGCAGAGCGUGCCCACGAGAUUCAGACCACUGGGCUUACUGGGGCCUAUGAGAAGGCCUUCAGAGACCUCGAAGAGAAACUGGCACAAGCUCAGGGCAUUGUCAACGCACGCAAUGCCACUGCUGCAGCCGUUGCUACCCUAAUGGAGCUUAUUGAAGAUCUGAGAGCGCAGAUCGGUGAGACCACGGACACCCUGAACCGACUGGAAGGAGACCUAACCAUCGUCCAGGACAGCAACUCUGAGGCAAGCAAAGAGCUGAGUGCUCUGGAGAGAGAGGCGAGAGAACUAAACCUCACUUCAGAGCAGCUACACCGCCAACUGGAUAUCCUAAAAAACUCCAACUUCCUAGGUGCAUACGACAGCAUUCGCAGCUCCUACAACAAAUCCCGCGAUGCAGAGCGACGCGCUAAUGAAUCAACAACCACCAGGCCCAGCACAGUCAGCCAAUCUGCAGACACUCGCCGCCGCACUGAGCGUCUCAUCUCUGCCAAGAAGGAUGACUUUAACCGUAAAAAUGCUGCUAACAAGCGUGCACUUGGAGAGCUCAACACCAGAGCACAGGGCCUUGACUUGAAGAAGAUCAAUGAGAAGGUUUGCGGGGCCCCGGGUGAUGCUCCCUGUGGGGAAAGUCCUUGUGGGGGUGCAGGUUGCCGUGACGAUGAAGGGAACCGUCACUGUGGAGGCCUAAACUGUAACGGCGCUGUAGCAGUAGCUGACAAUGCUCUGGAGAGAGCCAAACAUGCAGAGAAGGAGCUGAACAAAGCUAUGAGAGAGGUGGAAGGACUCUUUACUAAGGUGGCAGAUGCCAAGACCAAAGCAGAGGAGGCCAAAGGUAAAGCCCAAGCAGCUUUGGACAAAGCGACCGCCACCAAGAACAAAGUGGAGCGCUCCAACAAUGACCUGAGAGACCUCAUCAAACAGAUAAGAGACUUCCUCACUCAGGAGGGUGCAGACCCAGACAGCAUUGAGGCAGUGGCGAAUCGUGUGUUGGAGCUGUCCAUCCCUGCUUCGUCCAUCCAGAUCACACAUCUAGCUGAUGAAAUCAAGGAUCGGGUUCGCAGCCUUUCAAAUGUGGAUGCCAUCCUGCAGCAGACGCAGGAUGAUGUCCGUAGGGCAGAGCAACUGCUGCUGGAUGCCAAGAGGGCAAGGCAUAGUGCUGAGGGAGUGAAGACGACAGCAGAGACAGUAAAACAGGCGCUGGUGGAUGCCAAGACUGCCCAGACUUCAGCAGUGAAAGCAAUAGCAAGAGCCAAAGCUGACAUUGGGGAGACAGAAGCCCGACUGGCACAGAUUGAGUCAGAGACAUCCAACAGUGAGAAGGACCUGAAUGAUGCCAUGGACCGCCUGGGGACACUGGGACGGGAGCUUAAUGCCCUGAAGACAAAACGUGCAAACAACAGCAUGGCUGCAGCCCGAGCUGAGGAGACAGCCACCAUGGCAAGAGACAAGGCAAAUGAAGCCAAGCAGAUUCUAGACGGCCAGCUAACAGAUAAAUACAUUGAGGUUCAGCAACGGGUUGACACGAAGGCAAAGGCUGUGCAGGAUGCCAAGAAAAGAGCAGAGAGCCUCAGAGAUGAAGCAAGGGAACUACUGAGAGAUGCCCAAAACAAGCUCCAGAGGCUAGCAGAGCUGGAGAAAAACUAUGAGGAGAACCAGAGGAGGUUGGAGGGGAAAGCUCGUCAGCUGGACGGCUUGGAGGACAAGAUGAAAGCCAUCCUCAAUGACAUCAACAAACAAAUCCAGAUCUACAACACAUGCCAGUAACUCACUACUCCAUGUCCUAAAAAACAGGUGCAUCAUCGUAUUAUUCUGGCAUUUUCUCCAGAUACAGUAACUGUACAAUAGACUCUGAAAGAACAAUCAAAGAAGAGAGCACUGGGGUGGUUAUUUUAUCACUCUGCAUGUGAAUUUAAAAUGGUUGCUAUCAUAUUUAGGUAUAUAUAAAUAUAUAAACAUACCCACCUGAACAUGAAAAGGUUGUCUGAUAUCAUUAUUGAUUUGAAUCUGUGCACAUUUUUUUUGUUUUUAAUUAUCAAAAUAAUCUGGAAAUGUAUAUGUGUUUAAAUUUGUAUUUUGAACAUAAAAAAUGAAGAUUAUGUUUGAGAAGGGUCAAUAAUACUCAGAUUUGGGGGGAAAUAAUGUACUGCAAACAAUCUGUAGUUUAAGUUUUUUCAGUUUUUUAUAUACUUUGACUGACUGUUGAACAAUCAGCAGGUCAAUAUCAUUUUCUCCUCAAGUUUCUAUGAAGUCUUCUGAGCUGUGCUCACCAUGAAGACUUCACUUAAACUGCAGUGGACAGCGUCUUCUUUUAGUAUGAAACACAACAACUUUUGGGUGCAUGAGAACAUAAAAUCAGCAUGGAAAUCUGCUCAAAUGUAAGUGGAUUUGUGUGUGUGUGUGUGUGUGUGUGUGUGUGUAUGUGUGUGUGUGUGUGUGUGUGUGUGUGUUUUGUUGUUGUUUUUGUAAGAUUGCUAAAAAGUUCAAAUGAAAGGCUUUAACCAUUUUUAUAUUUUCAAACAAGCCAAAAAGCAGAGAUGAGGGCAUAGAUCCUUUUCCCCUAUGUAGUUUUAAGGAUUUUAAGAUGAACAGGGUUAUUGUAUUCAUAGGGAUUUUAAAUUUAGGAAUUUGUACCAACUGUGGUGCUAGGAAUGCAUUUUUGUAUUGUGUCUGCCUUUAUAUUAAUAACAGGGAAACAAAAGAUAUGACCAUUGUUAAGUGGACAUAAAUUGAAGUGCUUGACUCUGCUAAGCCAACAGAUGAAACCAGCCCAAAAACCACCUCUGCCUGGAGUAGGAGGAUGGCUGUACACUAAGAAUACAAUGUAAUAAUGAGAGCAGUGGCAGCUAACAGUGUAAGCCAACGGCACAGCUCUAGUGAUGCUAUUAUCAGUCGGUCUAUAGGUCUGUGUGGGUGAACUUUGGUCCAGAGUGAAAUAUCUCAACUACUGUCAGAUAGAAUUGAAGAGACAAGAGGAUAUUAUGGUCUAGCUGAGCCUGACACAUUCACUGUACAGAGGAUAAACCCUCUUUAUUUAGGUAACAAAAUGGCAUUCCCUCUGGCACCACACUCAGGACAAACUUAAAGGACAGUUUGAGAAACAGUCUUAUUUGCUUUCUUGCCCAGACAAUUGAUACCACACUGUAGGACUUAUGAUGCCACAGCCAGCAGUCUGUUACCUUAGUUAAAGAAACAGCUACCCUGGCUGCUAUAAGGCUAAAUAAAUUCUCCUCCCUGCAACUUGAAAGGUCAACAAUUAACACAUUAUAUCUCUGACUUCCUGGAGUAUUUUUGCCAUUGUGAAGUUGCCAGGCAACCAGUGGAGACUCCAGCUAGUCACAUAACUCUGUGUAAAACCACAACCUACCAGUUUUACACAAGAUACAACAUGUUAAUUAUUGAAGGCAACAUUUUUUACAUUUUACAUCAGGCUAGCUGUUUCCCCGUUUCCAGUCUUUAUGCUAAGCUAAGCUAACUCUACUAUAAUGAACAGAUAACAGUGGUAUUGAUGUUCUAAUUCUCUCCAAGAAAGCAAAUAAGUGUAAUUCCCAGAAUGUCAAACUGUUCCUUUUAGUCAUCAACAGAAUUCAUGUUUGUGAAUGCCAAACUUGUGAUGUGCAGAUUGUGAAUGUUUGUAUCAAAUGUACUGUUGAUGGAAUAUUUAAGAGUUACAAUAAUGGGUGCCUCACUGUGGUGACAUACAGUAUACUCUACAGUAUGUAGUGUUUAAUUGUGCCUUAUAGUAUUCCAGUGUCUUGGACAUUUACUCAUGUACUAUUUGCAUGACAAUUUAUGUUUUAGGAAACAUGACAAACCAAAAAAAAAAAAAAAACUAACUUUGUACACAUAAUUCCCUCAGAUCACCCACCAACUGGCUGCCACUUGAAUUUGAUAACUAAUUGCCAAAGCAAAAAAUACCAAAAGAAUCUUGUGUAAAGUUUAAUCAUGUACAGUUUUGUGAAUAAAGGUUGGAUAACUUAA
Epinephelus moara (kelp grouper) is the source of this 7638-nucleotide messenger RNA. It is a transcript of the gene lamb2, whose product is annotated as laminin, beta 2 (laminin S). Gene Ontology annotation, molecular function: extracellular matrix structural constituent. The transcript has 35 exons. The record is from RefSeq and is a predicted model, not a curated record. The coding region runs from base 1 to 5424 and encodes 1807 amino acids. Gene Ontology annotation, biological process: substrate adhesion-dependent cell spreading; basement membrane assembly; cell migration. NCBI's taxonomy places the organism in Eukaryota, Metazoa, Chordata, Actinopteri, Perciformes, Serranidae. Gene Ontology annotation, cellular component: laminin trimer.